UAAGAAUGAUCAGCUUUCUCUUCUUUCUAACAAAAAAUUAAAACUUUUUUAUCUCUGAAUCUGAUCGAUGGAAUCCAACAGGGCAAAGGUGGCGGCCGGAGUAGAGUUCGAGGAUCUGCUUCCUGUGAUGGCCAGUAAAUUGGGAGGAGAUGGUCUGAUAAGGGAGCUGUGUAAUGGGUUCAGAUUGUUGAUGGACAAGGAGGAAAAAGUGAUCACCUUUGAGAGCUUGAAGAAGAACUCUGCUCUGCUUGGUUUGCAGGAUUUGGGAGAUGAACAACUGAUGAGCAUGAUCAGAGAAGGCGAUCUUGACGGGGAUGGAGCUCUGACCCAGAAGGAGUUUUGCGUCCUCAUGUUCCGGCUCAGCCCAGACCUCAUGGAGGACUCGCAAGUCUGGUUAGAGGAUGCCCUUCUUCAUCAUCAUCAAGAAAAUGGAACCCAAAGGUCUUCAUUCUACUAACUGAUUCCUCAAUCACUUAUUUAUCCUUUUAAUU
Impatiens glandulifera is the source of this 491-nucleotide messenger RNA. Its product is annotated as calcium-binding protein KRP1-like. The transcript has a single exon. The record is from RefSeq and is a predicted model, not a curated record. NCBI's taxonomy places the organism in Eukaryota, Viridiplantae, Streptophyta, Magnoliopsida, Ericales, Balsaminaceae. The coding region runs from base 68 to 457 and encodes 129 amino acids. Gene Ontology annotation, molecular function: calcium ion binding.